Saccostrea echinata is the source of this 693-nucleotide messenger RNA. RefSeq lists its product as uncharacterized. The record is from RefSeq and is a predicted model, not a curated record. NCBI's taxonomy places the organism in Eukaryota, Metazoa, Mollusca, Bivalvia, Ostreida, Ostreidae. The transcript is spliced from 2 exons. The coding region runs from base 5 to 394 and encodes 129 amino acids.
CGUAAUGGGUGUCAAAGCAUUAAUAUUGAUACUAAUUUUUUCCAUCCCAGCUUUACAAGCAUAUGCGUACACGAUAGAACUAGAAGAGAAGAGGACAUCCAUAUUUUCAAGAAUGUGUCGCUGGGUGAUUAGAGGAGGACUUAUGGCUACAAUUGCCACAUUUGUCAAAUCUGUUGUACUACCAACAGUUGGAAUCACAAGUGGAGGGUUAGCUGCAGGCUCCUUGGUGGAGAAAUUCUACAAUAUACUGGCUAAAACGAAGGGAUUAAUUGUGACAAAAGAGGGAUAUGUCGACGACUUCCUCCACAAUUUUCUUGAAUUCCAUAACCCUGGAAUGGUAUACACUUUUAUUGAACCUUAUUUAGAUUUGUUUGCAUCAUCAAUAUGCGACUGAAUAAUAAUUGUUAUUUCAAAAGCAUAAUUAGAAAAAAAAUGCUUUAGAAAAACAAAACUAAUCUAAAUGCACAUAUACAAUUUAAACUCUUUCCCCUUUCCUCCUUCCUGCUUUUUUGUACUCUGUCAGUUUUGAAUAUCCAUUUGUUAGCAUUUCCGUACUAUUGCCACUAUUUAGCGAUCAUGUUCAAUGUCAUGUAUCUAUGUUAACAUUUUCUUUUUUGACAUAAAAUAUUUCUGUCAAUUUUCAAUCACAAAAAAUACUGUAAUGAACUAUAGUGUGAUAUACAUAUAGUAGUU